This is a messenger RNA of [Torrubiella] hemipterigena, 6014 nucleotides long. Lineage: Eukaryota; Fungi; Ascomycota; Sordariomycetes; Hypocreales; Clavicipitaceae. The record is from the annotation of a GenBank genome assembly.
UCUCACGAGCUUCCUAACCAAUACAGCGUAUCAACCUCACAGAACAGGAGAUGAGGAGCAGCGGACAUGGUUUAAAUUUACAAUGAUGGAUAUUCAGGAUACUUGACAGCAGCCACACAUACAACUCUAGCACGACCCCUCAGAUGUCUCGCCGACGCAGAGCGAAUCUCAACCCCCCAAAAAUGCACGCUCACAUAACAUGACGUUGCGGGACAUACACAGCAUACAGUGAUGGCUGGAAUUUUUUUUUGUUCAACCGGAUGAGCAGACCCUUCAAACAUUCCGAGUAUGUUGGGCUUUCUAUGAUAUCAAAGACGCAACUUCUGCGCUGAGGUCAACGAUGGAAUAGUGGCAACGCCUAUCACCUUGCUUGCUCAACAGGACGCCAGCGCAAGGAGCAACAGGGCUGUUCGAAAUGGCCAAAUUGUAAAGCAUGUCUACGUUUAAUUUGUUGGAUAUCACGGGAGGGUCAGUGAUCCAAACGCUAGCAACAGGCAGCGACAAGCGGCAGGACAUCCAACGCCUGAUGCUGAUGGUAGGUCACGCCACAGCGUUGAUGCACAAUGCUGCAAGUACUGAAAGUACGACGGUGUUUGUUACGAGGUAUCAGGAAGAUGUAGUAAUCUAUCUUCUGGGAGGAAUACGUAUAUAGCAUUCGAGGCGGCUUGUUGCUGCGACGGCUACCACUCUUCCAUAGUGGAGGGGCGGUUGAGCUGUCCAUGGUCUGACUAACACAGGAUUAUGUGCACUGGCUCUGAUUGGACACUGGCAUCUACUCUUAGAUGCUCGAGAUUCUUCCACGAGAUUUUUAUUAUCUCGACUCAGGAACUUUGGCGACGGGAGCGCCGGCGGCGUUCCCAAGGCACACAGGACCUUUGUGGUGUUAUGAUGGCCAGCGUUGGCGUCCUAGCCGUUUGAGCAGGAGGACAAGAGUUUCUCGCCUUCUGGAAAGGGGGGAAAAAGAGCCACCGAAUAAAAUUACUUGGUGGUUUAUUUUUAACCUUUUGUGGGAUUUAGGGGAGAGCUGCUCUUCACGCUGGCGCUUGGUUGGCUGCGCGGGGAUGCAGGCUGCCUGCGGAGCGCUCAGCGCCCGGCUAAGGUGCGGGUUGCAUCCAGUGUUUGGCGUGACUGGUGCCGAAACUUCAGAGCCCGCCAGCACCAUCCUCCGUCACCAACGACUUCCUCCGCGCUUAGCCACCUCUCGACCACCUGAUUAAUUGCGGCGUUCGGUUCUGUCACCAUGGCUGACAGGUCAGAAAGCAGUGAUCGUGUGGGCGGCGCUAAUUCCAAUAAUGUAUUGACAUCGUCAGGGCGUCCCAGAUCUCCCGCACGCUAUUCAGACCGCAGCCCCGAAUACAGAACCAAUCAUCGCAACCCUUCCCAGCCCUCUUCGUCUAACCAUCGCCGUAAAUCACGCGAACGACAUCAUCACGACAGCCACAAAGGCCCCAUGGAUGUGCCAAGCGGACCAGGACAGCCCCUUGAUCUUAUCCCACGAUUCCGUGAACAACAGGCUCGAGAGUCCGAGGCAGAACAUCGCUCGUCGUCUCGACGUAGCCGUAGUCGUGAGCGUGAAAGACAUGGAACUCCUUCAUCUUAUAAACGCCACCGCAGCCGGUCCUAUUCCCCGUCAUCGCAUAGGAAGCGAUCGCGCCGGGAUCGCAGCUCAUCGAGACACAACCGUGACAGAGUGCCAAAUUCUGCCUCCAAACAUCGCCGGCCACGCUCGCCUCAUCAUGGCGAUUCUUCUUCGCACCGCCAUGGUCGCUCAUAUAAAUCUUCCGGAAGAUCUGACCGACCGCGCUCCAGAUCCAGAUCCCGAUAUCAGAAAGACUCGAAUCGAUCCCCGCACGACUCUUCACGCCGGCCGCGGCGUGAUUCGGAAGAUACAACGCACUCUCGACGUGAGAGACGGAGCCAUAGUCGUUCACGGUCACCUGAAAGGGGGCUAGAGAAUACAGGCGGACGUCAUUCUCGUAACCGGUCGGACAGAGGGUACUCUCAACCAAAGCACGAUGACGGUGCCCCGAGAGCCACCUCAAAGUCUGAUGUGGAUGACGACAGGGCCUCUAGAGAUAGCCAACAUCGUUCGCGCGGUGCUUCGCCAUCCUCCGGACAAGGGAUGUUGCAUCCUAGCCGGAACAAUCAGAAGCCAGGCACCCACUACGAUGAUGAGAACAAAGAGCAUUCAAAUGGUAAUUCUCUCGGACCCCCUUCCCCGUCAAAACAAACGCCUAGUUCGAAUAGAAAUGAGUCGCGUGGAGGUUUCCGAGGCGUUCCCAUCUCAUCUCGUGGAGCAUAUCGCGAUGGAGGACAUUUUAAUAGCCAGAGGCAGUCGCCCUCUAGAGGGUCUGGUGCUCCUGGAGAGCCCAUGGACUUGGACAACCGCCCGCCGGCCACACCAAAGCCUGAUCCCCCGAAGAAUGCACCAUCCGGACCAGCCAGUUCUAAAUUUAGCUUCGCUUUCAAGGCCACAUCCAAGCCAACUGGAACACCACCAAAACCAGAGAUUUCGCAAAGGUUCAAUGCUUUACCGCAGCGACGGGACGACCAGUUCAAUCAGAGACCGCCGCGCGAUGCACCCACACAACCGGCAUCACACAAACAAGAUCACACAAGACCGCCUGAAGGACCGAGAAUGGCGCCUAGGAUGCGCAAAGUGAAAAAGAUUAUGAAAAAGCUCAAGCCACGUCCAACACUCCCGGUAGAGCUUGUCAAUGCAAAUUCAGUAUUUCACAGAAAACCCGGUAACGAAUCUGUUGUUGGUUCCGGUACAUAUGGCAAAGUCUUCAAAGCUCUUAACGUUUACACAAAGGAUCAAGUUGCUCUGAAACGCAUUCGAAUGGAAGGUGAAAAGGACGGGUUUCCAGUUACAGCCAUUCGCGAGAUCAAGUUGCUGCAAUCUCUUCGACACGUCAACAUUGUCAACCUUCAAGAAGUCAUGGUUGAGAAGAAUGAUUGUUUCAUGGUCUUUGAAUAUCUAUCCCACGAUCUUACAGGUAUCCUCAAUCACCCAUCCUUCAAGCUGGAAGCACCACAGAAAAAGGACUUAGCUAGGCAGCUCUUUGAAGGCCUAGACUAUCUCCAUGUACGUGGUGUUCUGCACCGCGACAUUAAAGCGGCCAACAUCCUCGUCAGUAAGGAUGGUAUUCUCAAGAUUGCCGAUUUCGGUCUCGCUCGAUUUUACGCCAAACGCCACCAACUGGAGUACACCAACCGAGUCAUUACGAUCUGGUAUCGCUCACCCGAGCUUCUCCUCGGUGAGACCAAGUAUACUGCUGCCGUUGACGUAUGGAGCGCAGCCUGUGUCAUGAUGGAAAUCUUUACUGGCAGCGCCACAUUUCCCGGUGACGGAACAGAACUCAGUCAGCUAGACAAAAUCUACAGUAUCCUCGGCACGCCUAACCGUCACGAGUGGCCUGGCCUAGUAGACCUCGCUUGGUUCGAACUACUACGACCGACGGUAAAGAAGAAAAGCAUCUUCACGGAAAAGUUCAAGGCGCUUCUAACACCAGCUGCUUUUGAGCUAAUGGAAACCAUGUUCCACUAUGAUCCGGAGAAGCGCCCUUCAGCUGGGCAGAUAUUGCAGCAUGCAUACUUUACGACUGAGGAACCUGUAGCAAAACCGGCCGUUGAGUUAGCGACAAUUGGCGAGUGGCAUGAAUUUGAAUCCAAGGCGCUGCGCAAAGAAAAAGAGCGUAGGGAGCGUGAUGCAGCUCGAAAAGCCGCGGCCGCAGCAAAGAAUGGUGCGCCUAAUGUUGAGAAAAACGUUGCCCUUGGUGCAGCAGGCCAAGAGGCGAAAUUGGUGCCGAAGGAUACAGUUGCACAUGUAUAGACAAAGGGGUGUAAUUCUGGAAUGGACUUCUAUGGGAGGUGUUUGGCGUGGGGAAAGGAAAAUUCAGCUCAUCCAGUUUUUGAUGGCUGCGGCACCCUUUGUUUUAAUGCUCGUACAUAAGGCAGCAGUAGUAGCAGUAGCAUCGUUUCGUGCUGAUUAACGGGAUAUUGUAUGAAUAUAAUCUCUCCAAAUACAGCGGUACGUCACAUUGCAAAUCAAACUCGUGUUUCUUGGUUCGUACAAGUAGAGGCAUGGUUAAGCCAAGCCAUCGUGGGGGUAUCUAUCAAUGUCUUAUUCAUACAAGGUGGCGCCAAUGCCACCGUUCAAUCCGUCCUGUAAUAUCCACCUAUAACCUUCCCUACUCGGCUAACUUAUUCUUACUGUCGGAGCUUUUAAGAAGGUCUCGAAGAGAAAGCUCUGCCUUGCCCAGACCAUCGGGCUCCGAAGAGGUCCAUGGUAUCCAUCCUGUUAGUGAGGACAGUAGUCCAGGCGCGGCGGCUCCAUUCGUAGACGCAAACCCAUCUGUUUGUGUAUGUUGCUGAAGUAGUAGGUCCUUGAAAACGUCUGAUCUGGGGAGGCCCGUAAUGGGAGUUUCGCGCUCAGCUGGUCGCUUGCUGGGGGAUGUAGUGAUUUCCAGGAGACUUGUUGACGGCUGUGGGAUAGCAGGUUCACCAACGGGGACUACACUCGCUUUCCUGCUUUCAUCUUGGGGGGCUGGCUUCGCUCCCUCCAGCAGUGCCAAAGUUGUAGACGAUCUCCUUGCCAAGGUAUUACGAUCGUUGGCGUAGACCUCUUCACCUGACGCUUGUGCAUCGGGUGUUCCUGGUGCUGAUGGAUGUGAUACGGAAGCAGAAUCGGAGCGUUUUCUAGCCGCUCUGCCUUGUACUUCCUCUGACAACUCAGCCGCUGACCUUUUAGCUGACUUGUCCUCCUCCGAAGAUCGACUCGUCGACAUGAUAGUCUCGAGCGUUCCCAUGGCCUGGCUAUUUCUUUUUGUGGCUCGUAUCCUUCUUAACCUCUUCAUUUAGCCCUCAUCUUCCGACGUGAUAACUUGCAAAGUAGGACCUUGGCUUUGCCUUUGUCGAGCUGUUGCUAAAAACUCGGCCCCGGACCCGUGAGGUGCGUGGUGAACUUCGUACUGGUUGCUCAAUGAGUAUCUCGAGCGAGCGCAUAUUUCGGCUAUUCUGUCCAGGUCCGCAUUGAUAUCCGUGGCCUGGCCUUCUUCUUCCAUCUUAUCAAGAAAGCUCCUAAACGUGAAUGCAUCAACAGGUGGCAGCUUUGCCUCCUGAUGGGUGCUAUUAUGUGACGACAUCGUCUUGCCUCGAACUUUUGCCAUGAAUCCCAGCACACUGCCAUGUUUUGGUGAAGUCUUCCGCGGCCGUGGCGCUUUGGUGCCAGUCGCAACGGAUCCCGCUCGAGAUGUCAUUGCUGACACUGCGUGGACGACUAUACCGCCGCCGCCAAUGCUGGUGGAUCGACUAGGUGGUAACGGUGCUUGAUAAUAGCUUCUGACGAUCACGGGUUCUGAGUAUGUGCUAUUUUGGGCACCAGUUGACUUUGCAUAUCGAUGUUUGCUGGGGUAGUUAUGGUUAAUUUGGCGGAGAGCAGAAGUUCGAUGCUCGGCUGUUGAGUCAUCGACUUGUAUCGCUCGUCCUUCUGCGGUAGAUUCUACUAAACUUGUUGCAGAAGCUUCGGAUUGAAAUGGGAGUCGGAAGGAGAAGGGGAAUGAGAUGCGGUUGUUCGUUACUGAAGUUGCAGAGUGCGGGGGAUCUGACGGUUUAACAGCACCGGGAGGCGGGAGUGUGGGCGAGCCCAUCUUUAUUUCGUAGAGGGCGAAUGCGAUGCUUAAAUAGACUAAUAAGAGCGACUAAUCAACUUUGGUGAAUCGCGCAGGUUCUCUGCAUGAAAGGGGAUGCCGAGCAGCAGAAGACGUGGCGCACAAGACGUGGUCGACGGAUAUGCGCAACGCUCUCGACGCAGGGUAUUUAAAAGCCGGGCUUGCAGGAUACGGAAGAGACCGUCCGAGCGCUGCGGGUGAUAGGCAGCGUGGCAGAUAGUUGUCAGAAGAGCAGUUAAAAUGUCGGGUGAAACGAGAUGUGCGGUGCCAAAACAGGUGUCAGGAGAGGAAUGCUGGUGAGCCACGCCUACAAAGGAUGCCAAAUUAAGUGAGGCAAGCCGC